This is a messenger RNA of Pleurotus ostreatus (oyster mushroom), 1251 nucleotides long. It is a transcript of the gene PHO85, whose product is annotated as negative regulator of the PHO system. Gene Ontology annotation, cellular component: cytoplasm; nucleus. The coding region runs from base 1 to 1251 and encodes 416 amino acids. The record is from RefSeq and is a predicted model, not a curated record. The transcript is spliced from 7 exons. Gene Ontology annotation, biological process: protein phosphorylation. Gene Ontology annotation, molecular function: cyclin-dependent protein serine/threonine kinase activity; ATP binding. Lineage: Eukaryota; Fungi; Basidiomycota; Agaricomycetes; Agaricales; Pleurotaceae.
AUGGCCCAGCGUGAAGAAAGAAUGAAUUAUAUACAACUAGAGAAACUCGGCGAGGGCACCUAUGCAACCGUCUACAAGGGGAGGUCGCGGACGACGAACGAGAUCGUCGCCCUCAAGGAGAUUCACCUCGAUGCAGAAGAGGGCACACCAUCCACCGCCAUCCGCGAAAUCUCGCUGAUGAAGGAACUCAAGCACGUCAACAUCGUCCGCCUAUACGACGUCAUACACACAGAAACCAAACUCACUCUCAUCUUCGAAUACGCCGACCAGGACUUGAAGAAAUACAUGGACCAGCACGGCGACCGCGGCGCGCUCGACCCGAACACUGUUCGCAGCUUUAUGUUUCAAUUACUCAAAGGAACAGCAUUCUGUCACGAAAACCAAGUUCUGCAUCGAGAUCUGAAGCCGCAGAAUCUGCUCAUCAACCGAAAAGGAGAGCUGAAGUUGGGCGAUUUCGGUUUGGCGAGGGCUUUCGGUGUACCUGUCAAUACUUUCUCCAACGAAGUCGUCACCCUUUGGUACCGUGCUCCAGACGUACUGCUUGGUUCCCGUACCUAUAGCACUUCGAUCGAUGUAUGGUCCUGUGGUUGCAUUUUCGCCGAGAUGAUCUCUGGGACGCCUCUCUUCCGAGGCAGAGACAACCAAGACCAGCUUCUCCAUAUCAUGAGGGUCAUUGGCACCCCAAGCGAAGCAACCCUACGCAAGAUCGCGCAGGACUCACCUGAGGUUACGUUGAAGCAAUUCCCUCGAUACCCUAAGAUGCCUUUCCAACAAAUCCUUCCCAAGGCGUCACCACAAGCUAUCGAUCUCCUGGAGCGUCUGCUCAAAUUCGACCCUGCUGAGCGUAUUAGCGCUUCGGAGGCCCUUUCUCAUCCCUACUUCACCUCUACUACCAGUCAAAUACCUUACAGCCUUAACACCGCCCCAGGAGCCAUGGCGCCUCCCAGCUUCAACUACGUCCAUCCCCAUCCACAGCAGCAGCAACAGCAACAGCAGCAGCAGCACAUACACCAGCAACCACAACAAAUCCCCCAGCAGAUUCCUCAGCACCAACAACAACGAGCAGCGGCAAUCCCAGUGGCUACGAUAUACCCCCAACAGGCCCAGAUGCAGGCCCAGAUGCAAAAUGCGCAAGCAACUCAGCAGCAAGCCGCGCUAGCCCAUGCGCAACAGAUGCAGGCUCAGGCUCAGGCGCAGCAACAACAAGCCUACCAAGCCUACCCACCACAAUAUGCUCACCCCGGUCGGUAG